This is a messenger RNA of Laetiporus sulphureus 93-53, 828 nucleotides long. RefSeq lists its product as uncharacterized. NCBI's taxonomy places the organism in Eukaryota, Fungi, Basidiomycota, Agaricomycetes, Polyporales, Laetiporaceae. The record is from RefSeq and is a predicted model, not a curated record. The coding region runs from base 1 to 537 and encodes 178 amino acids. The transcript has 6 exons.
AUGAUUAAGAUAUGGAGCAUGAAGAAGAACGAGGAUGCGGCGGCGAAGAAGAAGCCUAAGACCAGUGCCGCUCAGAUUCGUGUACAGAAAGAUUUGACAGAACUUGAGCUGUCAUCGACAAUGAAGACGCAUUUCCCAGAUCCCACAGAUCUACUCAACUUCUCCCUCACCAUCACUCCUGAUGAAGGCAUGUACAAGGGUGGCGCAUUCGUCUUCAGCGUGAACAUCAACUCGAAUUAUCCCCAUGAGCCACCAAAGGUGAAAUGUACGCAGAAGAUCUAUCACCCCAACGUUGACCUUGAGGGGAACGUUUGCUUGAACAUCCUUCGAGAAGAUUGGAAGCCGGUGCUCAACUUGAACUCUGUCCUGGUCGGACUUCAGUAUCUCUUCCUGGAGCCGAACGCGGAUGAUCCAUUGAACAAGGAGGCCGCGGAGGAGCUACGCAGGAACCGGGAUAGCUUUUUGCAGAGCGUGAAGACAUCCAUGCGUGGAGGCAUUAUCAAGGGGGUGCAGUACGACAGAGUGCUCGUGUCAUGACAUGUUGCAGAAUCUUGGCUGCGCUUAACGGCUUUAGAUCUGGGCACCUACACGUUGUUGUCGCGAGGACCGGAGCCGUUAGAGUAGAAGUGUAAGACUCUCUGUUCACUAUUUGUCUUCUCAUGUACCCCUUGCAUCAUCGUAACUCGCAUAGCUACUUCCACGCAGUAAGCACGUUCAGGCUCCGGACGUCAUUGCAUUGUUGCGCCAUGCCACGUAUUCUUACACACCAUCGCGACCGGACUAAAACGAUUCGAGGCUGAUCAGCAGACUACUCGUGGCGAUGCCGGC